Lachancea sp. 'fantastica' is the source of this 648-nucleotide messenger RNA. NCBI's taxonomy places the organism in Eukaryota, Fungi, Ascomycota, Saccharomycetes, Saccharomycetales, Saccharomycetaceae. The record is from the annotation of a GenBank genome assembly.
AUGCUCACGUCACAGCUGUUUGGAUUGGUCUGCUACGUGUUAACGUACUUGCGAUACGCAAGGGACAACUCUCUGAUAAAUGUGGUACUCUCAGUCUUGGUAGUGGUAUCAUCACAGGUUCUACAACAGAUGGUCACUCUAUACUACAGGAAAUGUCAAAAGCCCUCCCGGAGCCAAACUGAGCAUGAAGAGCUCUCGACUAUUUUCAACGUUCUUCUGAAAUGCCUGAGAUACUACCAGGUGAUAUUUGUGGUGCAGUUCAUGUCGUCUCUACUCUAUCAUCUGACUCUAGACAUCGAAAAAGACGUAUGCUCAUGGAAACACGGUUAUAUUUUCACAGACAUCGUUGGAGAGUUCGAUUGCGGUCGGGGAGGGAAAUGGGCGGUUUUUGCACUUGACUUGAGUCUUUUGCUCUGCCAACAUCUGGCCUUCAAUGAGUCCUUUACGGUAGGAGGAAGAGAUCCAGGCGAGACCUUACGAGAGGCUAGUUUGGAAGGGUUCAACCCACAUGAAUAUGGUAUCUUUAGCAUCCUGCGAUUCGACUCAUUCAAAGUUCACGAUGCUACAGUGGCAUUCACCACUGAGGGCAACACACUGACCUCGCAAACAAAUAAUUCUUAUGGAAGCGUUGUAUCACGUGAUGGGUGA